Messenger RNA from Cheilinus undulatus (humphead wrasse), 8557 nucleotides. It is a transcript of the gene kcnq5a, whose product is annotated as potassium voltage-gated channel, KQT-like subfamily, member 5a. Gene Ontology annotation, molecular function: voltage-gated potassium channel activity. Gene Ontology annotation, cellular component: membrane. Bases 193 to 3330 code for a protein of 1045 amino acids. Gene Ontology annotation, biological process: transmembrane transport; potassium ion transport. The record is from RefSeq and is a predicted model, not a curated record. The transcript has 16 exons. NCBI's taxonomy places the organism in Eukaryota, Metazoa, Chordata, Actinopteri, Labriformes, Labridae.
UCUUCUCCAGCCUCGCGCAGAUGGCCGAAGUGUCCAAACCGGUUGGUGAGUCUGCUCUAACAGCCGGAGGAUGACAAGAUGAGGAGAUAUUAGACAUUUAACUUCAAACCGUCUUUCUAUCUAAUUGAUUAUCAAGUGAAAACCAAACGCAGCCAAACAUCCUGAGGCCAGUGAGCACUUGGCUACAUGUGAAUGUCUGCCGGUCUCCCGGCGCGCUGCGCUGGUGAUGCCAUGCCGCGAAGUCACACCGAGGAGAGCGGCGGCACCGGACUCUGGCUGAAGACUUCAACGGGACGCCGGGUGCAGGACUACGCGCUGAAAGAUGUGGAGUCUGGGCAGAAGACGAUGAACAACGCUGUGCGAGUUGGAGACGGACUCCUGUCUCCCGCCUCGGCAGGUGCGGCGGGAACGGAGAGGAAGCAGGGCGCCCGGCUCAGCCUGCUGGGGAAGCCGCUGACAUAUAGCGCGCAAAGCGGCCGCAGGAACGCGCGAUACCGGCGGCUCCAGAAUUACCUCUACAACGUGCUGGAGAGACCGAGGGAGUGGGCUUUCAUCUAUCACGCCUUUGUGUUCAUUCUGGUGUUCGGAUGUCUGGUUCUUUCCGUAUUUUCUACCAUCCCUGCUCACCAGGAGUUCUCCUCACACUGCCUGCUCAUCCUGGAGUUUGUGAUGAUUGUAGUGUUUGGUCUGGAGUACAUCAUCAGGAUAUGGAGCGCCGGCUGCUGCUGCCGCUAUCGAGGCUGGCAAGGGCGCCUCCGCUUCGCCAGGAAGCCGUUCUGUGUCAUAGACAUCAUUGUACUCAUCGCCUCGGUUGCUGUGGUUUCAGCCGGUAGUCAGGGUAACAUCUUCGCCACGUCUGCGCUGCGUAGCCUUCGUUUCCUUCAGAUCUUACGCAUGGUGCGCAUGGACCGUAGGGGAGGGACCUGGAAGCUGCUGGGAUCUGUAGUUUAUGCACACAGUAAGGAGUUGGUGACUGCCUGGUACAUUGGGUUCCUGGUUCUUAUCUUCUCCUCUUUUCUGGUCUAUCUGGUGGAGAAAGAGUUCAACAAGGAUUUCGCCACAUAUGCUGAUGCUCUGUGGUGGGGCACGAUAACCCUCACCACCAUUGGCUAUGGUGAUAAAACCCCACAGACCUGGACCGGAAGGUUACUAUCAGCUGGUUUUGCUCUGCUGGGGAUCUCCUUCUUCGCCCUUCCAGCUGGCAUCCUUGGGUCAGGUUUUGCCCUGAAGGUGCAGGAGCAGCAUCGACAAAAGCACUUUGAAAAGAGGAGGAAUCCAGCUGCCAGCCUCAUCCAGUGUGUCUGGCGUAGUUAUACUGCUGAUGAAAACUCGGUUUCCAUUGCAACCUGGAAGCCUCAUUUGAAGGCGUUACAUACCUGCAGCCCUGCCAAGAAAGAGCAGGGAGAGGCUACUUACAGUCAAAAGUUAAGUUUUAAGGAGCGGGUCCGGAUGGCGAGCCCCCGUGGUCAGAGCAUGAAGAGCAGACAGACGUCCAUUAAUGACCGCCAACGAUGUUCCCCCGGCAACGAGGUAGGAGGCGGUGCUGAGCUGACUGGUGGCAGCCCGGCCAAGGUGCAGAAGAGCUGGAGCUUUAACGAUCGGACCCGGUUUAGGCCGUCGCUAAGGCUGAAGAGCCAGACUCGUAAUGUUGUCCCAGAUGUGGAUGCAGGCAUGUCCACAGAAGAUUCCUUUGAUGAGAGAGGCUGCCAUUGUGACGUUACAGUGGAGGAUCUGUCUUCAACGCUCAAGACCGUCAUCAGGGCCGUCAGGAUCAUGAAGUUCCAUGUGGCCAAAAAGAAGUUUAAGGAGACACUGCGUCCGUAUGAUGUGAAGGAUGUCAUAGAGCAGUACUCUGCAGGACAUCUGGACAUGCUCUGUCGCAUCAAGAGCCUUCAGACCAGACUAGACACAGUAGUGGGUCCCCCUCCAAGACCUUUCAGCAGCCGCAACAAGACCUUUUCCUCUCCUUCCCUGCAUUUAUAUUACAGCCAGGCCAGGAGGAAACAGUCUUCACCGGGACUGGCCAGUGCAGCGAGCUCUGGUCCCAGCCUGAGUAGCCGAUCCCGGAACAUGUCCUCUCCUGCUCUGCACUAUUAUUACACCAACAACAAGAAGAAGCCUCCUGGCUCAGGGGUGGAUCAAAUUCUGGGAAAAGGCCAGAUUCCUGUGGAUAAAAAAUUGAGGGACAAACUGCAUCCAGAUGGAGAUUCCCUGGAGGGGAUGAGCAUGUUGGGACGUGUGUGUAAAGUGGAGAGACAGGUUACCUCCAUUGAAUCAAAGCUGGACUCUUUGCUGGAUGUUUACCGCCAAGUCCUUCAGAAAGGCCCGUCAGCGCUGACCCUCUCAUCCCUGCCCCUGUUUGAGCUGGACAACCAUCAGCGUCACAUCUCAGACUACCACACCUCCAUCACAGGCAGGGAUCUCCCCUCUUCACAGGAAGGAGAUCCGGUCAGAGGGGUAGGGGAAAAUGAUGGGGGAAUACGUCGUUCUCUUUGCGCCAACCCAAGAGGCCUACGGUUAAUCCUGGCGCCCGCUGAUGAUGAUGGUCCCCCAGACUCAGCACCUCCAUCCUAUCCCCCGUCCACAGCCUCGCUCUCCCCAUCACCCCUUCUGCCUCCUGAUAGCCCCUACCCAACUUUAGUCACCCCUAAUGGGACCUCCAAGAGAGCACACUUUCCUGACCUGCCCCCUCCUCCCUCAACAGGGGGUUUCACCCUCCGUUUGCCCCCCAUGGUGCACCCCUCUCACCUUGGAUGUCCUGCUGACCCCGUCCCAGAUGAAAGGAAGGAUGAGGUAGUGGUGGAUGAGGGAAGUCUGGGCCCUUCUCUUGUUGUGGAAUCGAGUGUGGAUGCUGACCAGGAAGGGGACUGUAAAGCAGGCUCGGUGAAGCUGCGGGAGAAGUCGGGCUUGAAACCCGAGGGGGUCUGGAGGAGGCAUAUGAGCCUGGAGGUUAACCCCCUGCUGCUGUUCUCAUCCAGCCCAGAUGGGACAGCUUCAGACUGGGGGAACACUCUCGGGAAGUCCCUCUCUGUGCACAAUCUCAGCCAGCCUUUGACCAACCGUGCCACUGCUCUGUCCUCAGAGCUCAACAAUAGCAGCAGCAGCAACGGUAGUGAACGUGGCGAUACCCACAGGGACCUUGGCAACUGGGAUGGAGCAGAACUCUUCAUCAGUGAAUGCAAAAUGGAGCCAGAAGAAGAACAUUUCAACUUCCUGUCCCAGGGGCCCAGCAGUGGCCCCUCAGACUUUUUACAGACUGCAGAGGAGGUGGCAUCUCACCCCAAAGAAAACACAGAUUUUCUCAGUCAGUCACACAUACAGCUGGCAUAACCACACACAGACACACACUUAUCAACUUUUUUUAUACUGAAACAAACCAGGAUUAUAAUACCAUUACUUUAUUGAUGUCUUAUUUAAAGACAUGUGAUUUUUUCACAUUUUUUCUAGCAUGAUUAUAUCCGCUUGUUUUUUUUAAACUGUUUUCUUCUUUCUAUGGGAUACUAGAAUCAUCAUUAAGGGAUUUAAAGAAAAUUAGGUAUAAAAAUGUAGGAGCGGGUCCAUUCAUGUUAGACAAAAUGCAAUAAAAAUUAGAUAAUUACAUAAAACAUAAUCCUUAUUUGAAAUAAAUCACUCUAGACUCUGUCUCAAUACAGUCAAAAGUAGUUAUUAGAAUAAUUUAACCUUUCAAAAGUUAUGUUUUUCAUACUGUACAUAAGAUCAUAUUGUUAUCUUAGGGUUUUCAGGCAGAUGUUGACAAAUUUAUACUUGUUUGAAUCUAAAAAAGGAAUGUUUACUGUGAUUUCUGAGCCUGCAGUCUGACAUCCGUCUUUUAAAAAAAUCAGUGUAGGAAAAUAAAUCUAGUGAUUUAUCUCAUCACAAAUAAACUGUGAGUAAUGUUAACUUUAUUUUCAGAGUUAUAUAGCAGUCUGGGAUUUGAUUCCUUAUUUAAGAAAGCAAAGCAUCAAGUUUGACUCGAUGGCUCUUAUUCACCAGUAACGUCCUAAAAGAUAUAUUUUUGGGCAUUCAAUCUGAAAUUCAGUUCAUAGGGGAGUAAAAUGGAUAGAGUCAGAAACAGGGACAAGAGAGUGGGGGAGAGAAAUGUAGGAAAGCCAGAUUUGAACCUGGGCACCCACAUACAUGGGGUGCACCCUAACAUUGGGCCAUCUGUGCCCCCAUGAAUCUCUUCUUAACCUGCAGAAUUAUUCUUACCUGUGUUCUUAAAGCUACGUCCUCAUAUGCCAAAAGUUUGUGGAUAUAAUGUUUGAAAUCAAACUCAAACAGGCAAAUUGAAACAUUAUAUUUAUUUCAAGUAGUUAAUAUAAAUUUUACAUUUCAGAAAGAAAGAUUUGAUAUCACUCAGUUAGACGGUACUGUCAUCAGAAUCAAUUUAUCUGAUGCUGUUAUCAGAAUGGGACAGAUGCCAGAUGAAGUGAAACUGUUAAAUCUAGGGGCAGAAAUAACCUAAAAUAGAAAAUAGAGGCUGAUAUGUCACAUUUUUUCAGUUUUAUUUCAUGGUACAUUUAUUCUGGUGCUGUAAAAUGAUAGCUGAUUAAAUUAUUUGUCAUUUAGAUACCAGUGUGCUUAUAUAGGUAAUUUAUUUAACCUUUAUUUAAGUCUCAAAAAUCAUUGAGGUUUCCCUCAUUUACAAUGAUGUCGAGAUACAAUCAGACACAAAAAAAAACAGACAAAAAGAAGAAUAAUACUCAGUUAAAACAAUCACAUAAUGAAAUGAAAUUAUUUGAGGGCAUUUCAUUAAAUUGCCCAAGAGAAACUAAGAUGCCAAUCUUGAGAGUUUCCUGUAAAUUUUUCCACAUUUUAGGAGCAUAAAAGCUAAAAGCAGAUUUCCCAAAUUCAGAGUAAACCCUGCAGCAUUAAACAGUCAGUAGAUCGAGUGUUUUCAUGUCCAGUGGUCCAGUUCAGCAUAGGUGUUGUAUAUGAAGGUGUAUGUCCAAUCAGGGAUUCAUAAUUGAAAACAUACAAGUGUUUAUCAUGCCUCUGUGCCAGAGAAGUCCAACCAACUUUGUCAUACAGAAUACAGUGAUGAGUGUUAUAAGGACCCCUAGAUAUGAAAAAUUGCAGCAACCUUUCUUCAGCAAGGGCAACGCUUUAAAAUUAAAAAUAUCUCAAAUCUCUCCUGACAAAAUAUAUGAAAAAAACAAGCAUUCUAAAUCCUUAUGACUGUUAAGGAUUCAUUUAGUCAUAGUAUUAAUGAGAUAAAUAUCAAAAGCACUUUCUAUAAAAUCAGAAUCAUCUUUAUUUUCAUUACACAGGAUGUGCAAAGAAAUUUCGUGUGCAAGAACAAUACAGGAAUAGAAGAGGAAUAAAUAUACAAAAAUAGAAUUAGACAAAAAAAUACUGUAAAGCUAGCAAUAGUAAAAUAGUAUAACAAUAGUAUAAAGCUAGCACAAACAAACAACAACAGCAACAAGAUAAAAGAUUAUAGUGUAAUUAACAGAUAAAAUGUGACAUUAUUACUGUAAGAAGUAUUUAAAGGAUUAAAAUGCCUUUAUUUUCACAAGUGGUUGAAUAGACCUUAAAAAUACACUUUGACAGCCACUUUGAUGCGCCUCAAGUGUUAAGCCUUAAUCAGGAAGAUGUAAAAAUACACUUUGACUCAUUCUCACCCCAUGAAAGCGCUGAACUGAAGAAAAAAACACUGCUAGAUUCAUAUGCAGUGCAUACUAACUCAGCCUAAUCAUCUUUUCACCCUGGUGUUUACCUGAUUUCAGGUAAAGAGUAUCUGAGACUAUUUUAAUCAUGUGCACUAAUGUUCUGCAAAUUCAAGGUCUUUUUUUAAUGCAAAGCAUUUUGAGGGCACCUCUGACAGCACCAGAGGGAACCACAGGGUGCAUUGAGAAUGGCUAGGUUAUUAUGUUGUCAAUAAGUGUUUUACUUUUAUUUUAGAUUUUUAAAAAAUCUAACCUUAAUGCUUAGUUUACAUUUAAAAUUUGACAUUUUUGCAGUUUAGAUCAAACAUAGCAUGUUUGAAUAAAAGACAGUAUUGUAAUAAUUUGGCACUGGCACAUAAGCACACAGAUAUGCAUAAGAGUGCUCUUGAGAGUUCAUAGAUUUUGUUCAAGAACAAAUCACAGUGACGAAAACUUUGGUGAAUAUCAGAACCUUUUAAAAACCUUUAAAAGAGAGCUUUAGAAGAACUUUCUCACUAAGAACGAGGCAUUGGUGAAUUAGGUGCAUUGAGUGUAACUUGAUGCUGCAGAAAUCAGACAGACAUCUCAAGGUACUAGCUGCAGCAUUAAUGGUUAAAUUUAUUAUUAAAUCCAUAAAAAAAUAUAUAAUUGUCUUAUUACCAAAAGUGGUUUCAAGUAAGAAAUGUAUGGAUUUAAACAUGCCUCUUCAAAUUCAAGGUAAACCACUUCGAUGGCCACAGCCACCACAUAAACACACUGUACAAAUGCAAAUGUCCGCACUCCCACUGAAAUUACUGAAACAAGCCAAGUACACAGGGAAAAAGACUGACUACAUGACCUAUUUUAAAGUAGAAGUGCUUUUAUUCAAAGACUUUCUAAAAGACAGGGAAGAAUAAUGUAUUCUCCCUAGUUCAUGUCUGUCUUUAGCAAUGUACAAUGUCAUCUUUUUCUUCUGCUUUCACACAUAUCACUGCAUGGACUAAUUCCAAAAACAAAUGAAUGAAAGAUGAAAAAUGGAAACAGACUGGCUUGAUGGGAAAAGCUGAAUUACAAGAGUUUAAAGUCAAUCCCUUAGCAUGUUUUCAACCACAGUUACCUCUUCUAAUGAUUUUCUCCAAACACAAAAAUGCUGGUUAAUGUUUAAGUGCUUGUGGCAGUUCAUAUAUCCAUGAAACACGUCAGUAAGUGUAUUUUUUGCAAAGCAAUGGGGAUAAUGGUCUGUUAGGGAUCACCUUUAACAAGUGCUGGACCAUUUCUAACCUGAUUUGACCUGUAGCUUAUGAGCUGCAUGCUAAUGUUCUGAGUGCAGAAUCACAGGUGAUUUAUAAAGAGGGGUUUUUUUUCAGCCUAGCAUGAGAAACUGCAUGUCAAAGCUGUUGCAACAAGUUGAGAUCAACUUCCUAUUCUCUGUUGGCCUGGAUAUACUUAUGCAUGUCAAAGUACUGAAUGAAAAAAAUCCACUGAAAGGUACCAACAAAGAGAGUGAACAUUAUUAUAAUCUAAUUUGAACUAAUUUGAAGAUAGUCUAAACUUGUAAUGCCAGUUAUAUGGAUAACUCACUUACAUUGGGAUUUUAUGACAAACAUAAACCCUGUUAAGGUUACCUUUUUGACAAACCCUGUCUUAUUAAUGGGUGCUUGUUGCAGACAGUACAUUAAUAAUUAUGAGACUAAAACAACUAUUUACUGACCAUGAUCUGUUUUUGAUCCAGAAUACUUCUUGAAAGAGAUGAAGUGUUAUGAGAGGGAUCUAAUUUAGAAAUCCUUGUUAAUAUUUUCCAUGACUUCAGUUUACUCUUGUCCACAGCAGCAUGCUAAUGUGUACGAUGGGAGGUGAUAAAAACGGAAACUAAAAAUUCAUUCAUAAUUGAGAUUAAAAUAUGGUUUAUGGGUAGUUGUCUUUCUCUGCCCUGCUUAUUCUUAUGAAGGCCCUACAAUAACAAAUAUGCUGGUGCAUUAAGUCCAUAUUUGGAUUGAAAAUUCUGUAGUUUCUGAAAAUUGUGUUACAAAUCACUAUAAUGUCCCUGUCCUUACACCAGAUUUGAACCAUCAUCCCAAUGAUACAUUGGUUUUCCUGCUCUUUAAUGAGGAUCUGGGAAUCAUGUAAAAAAUAUACUCCAUCCAAGUUUGUGCUACUUUUUCCAUGUUUGCAUGGCAAGGGAUAUGCUGUCACAGCAGUCUUAAAGAUACAUUUUAAUGAACUAAUGACUCUCUUUAUUCAAAAUCAUUGUUCACAUUAUUUUCCCUUUAUUUUUAAUGGUACAUGCUUCACUUAGGAAAUUAACAUUCUAUAUUGGAUUAUAUUAUUGUUGUCCUUUAACAAAUGACAAUCGUAAACAGUAGUAGAUUCAUUUUGAAAUUUUCUACAUGCAGGUUGCUAUGAUGAAAUCAAAUGAAAGCACAGCUGUUUUUGGCUAGCCUGACAACGUGACCUGGUAGUUUAAUGCUUAACAUCCAAGUAGACUUGUUGUACUAACUAUUUCUACAUACCAUAGGAAAAGCGGCCAACCAGAACUCUCAGUUACUUUGAAGCAAGAGGUGGUACACAAACUGAAUGCCAAGUUGAAAUGUUGUCUCUUGAUUUAUUGUUACCCUUGUGAAACCUAAUCAUUUUCUGUAAAUUGCUUCAGGGUGCCUUCCUUGCAUUUAAAAUUCUGUCCAUUUUUCUUUACAGGGCUCAAAAACUCCUAUUUUUUAAGUCAGUCUGCUAAUUUUGGGUUCAGCAUCCAUUUCACACAAGUCAAGUAGCUUUAACCACAGACAUUAUAAGGCUUCUGUGGCUAAUGACACCCUUUCUCUACUGCUUAAACAGUAACUUAUUACACAACUGGCCUUAAAGCUUGAUAAUUUUAACAUUAUUUCUUUGGAAUUAAUUUAUUAAAGUGCACAUUAUGUUCUCUGGAUGAGAAA